GCUGUGGGACUGGCAGAGGGCAAGGCAGCAUGGCCCUUGCUCUGCGCCUCCUACUCCUGCUGCUCCUGGCCGUGGCCCUGCCUGCCAGGGCUGCCCAGGCUGCUCCGCUGCAAGCGCAGGGAGCAGAUUGGGAUGCUAGAAAUGUUUUUCUGGCACCUUGGCUGGAAGAUAGAUUGGAUCCAGAUGUGUCUGCCGAGGGGAAUUUUCCAGCUCCUGGGCUGGAUGAAGCACACAAGCCCGAUUACCAUGGCAGGGGUCCUCCAACAGGACAGACCCACGCUAAAGGAGAAAAUGAAUCCCUGACGCCUUCUGAACUUGUGGACCAGAUGCUGAAUGAUCUGGAGAGACGCCGUGAAAUGAAAGUAGAGCCUGUGCAGAUGGAAGCACUCCCCAGAGGAAGCAGUGGUUCCGUGCCAGUCUCGGCUGCAGAAAGGGAUGCCAUGCCAGGCACAGGCACAGGAGAUUGGGAUCCUGAUAUGGAUUAUUUGGAAGUCCUGGUGCAUAACCAUUUUAAGUCCUUGGAGGAUGCCGAAGCUAACUCGGUUGGUGAAAAUGAUCUGGCUUCCCAACCCAUGUCCAGGACUGAGCCUCUGGGAGAUGGUGAAGAUCCUGCCCCAGUUCUCAUGCGGCUGGAGGUUUUUACCGGGGCUGCUUCUGUCCUCAUCCUCACCGGAUGAAGCGGAGUGAGAGAGCGCGUGGAUUUUUGCUUUGGCUGUCGGGGACCGAUGGCUGGAAUUUUUGCCGACCAAGGUGACUGCCUUCCCGUCACGGGCACCGUGGGAAAGGGAAGGAGUAGGAGGGGUUGAAGGGGUGGGUUCUGCCGACGCGCAAUCUGUCCCUUCCCCCGAGGUGUGGCCCGAUGACGAAUGGCUAGAUCCACCCCAUGGGGUGUGACUAUCUGAAGAAACCGAGCUGCCCCCGAAGGCUUUCCCAGUAACACGUCAGAGAGGGGAGGGGCAGAGGGGGCAAAUCCCGACAAUGCGAGUGAAGGGGGGAACCCGACGCAGGGAAGGAGCACACAACUGGAAAAGCCUCAGAGGUGGUGGCUGGGACUGAGGACAAAACUGGAAAAGAUGAGCCAUCAUUUUUCACCCUUAAAUCAGGGAGGGCAGCCAUUUUGUGACCCCAAAUCGGGACAACUAUAAACAUUACAACAGGAAUCCAAACCGGAAUCAGGGGAUUUAGGAGCGAGGGUAAGGGCAGGAUCCAAACUGACGUGGCCAGCAUCAGCUGGACGAGGGAUUUGAGCCAGGCAGGAGCCAGCAGGGAGCAGGUUACCACCUUGUGCAAGUUUUGGGCAAGAUCUGAGUCCUGUCUGGUCCUUGGGGGAAGAGGGAAUAGGAUCGGAAGGGGAGGAACACAGGGAAGGCAAACUAGGGUUCUUAACUCCUUCCUUCCUUUUCACAAACUCAUAUAUGACGUCGAAAACAGGGUAAAAGUUUGCCACUCCCAAGUCCCUCGACACUUGCCAUUGAUAAAUGCAAUGCCCCACCUUUCCCCAAAAGGCAACUGAUAACACUUCCUCUCUACCCGCAUUUGGAAAAUGCAUGAACAACAACUUAACAAAGGCUUUCAGCUCUCUCUUCUUAACAGAAAUAUUUU
Passer domesticus (house sparrow) is the source of this 1602-nucleotide messenger RNA. RefSeq lists its product as uncharacterized. The record is from RefSeq and is a predicted model, not a curated record. Lineage: Eukaryota; Metazoa; Chordata; Aves; Passeriformes; Passeridae. Bases 30 to 677 code for a protein of 215 amino acids. The transcript is spliced from 8 exons.